AUGAUGGAGGACGACUAUGGGAUAGAUCCAUUUUCUAGUGAGAAUUUAUGGAGGCUCUCUAGGUUUACCCUGCAAUCGCUGCAGCCAUUGGAGCCUUUACCGUGGAAUGAGAGGUUGCCUGAUCUGGAAGAUGGAUUCUUUAGUAACCCGGCUAGGUUAUUCGAUAUCGAAGGCGACAAGUUACAUCAGCUGGAUAUCUUUGGAAACGAAAUCGUCAUCGAACCCGAACAGUUACUCGAGCCCAUUACCGAUACUUCGAGCGAGAGCCAAUUUGACGAGCAUGCUACCGACCACCACGAUGGUAUUUACAAAUUAGAUGAUGAUAUUGGAUUACUCGACCGUCUGAAUGGGUAUUUGAGCUACAAGCCGCCGCUACCAUCGUGGGAGACAUAUCACAACCGAUCGCACCGUGAGCCAGUUUCCGCAUAUUUCAGCGAGUCGGGGGCAAAGGGCUUCGAUGCGGCAUUGGCACACUAUUCGAUGAAGAAAAGGGUCAAUGUUGCGGGGCGUCUAGUUCGAAGCGAUGUAUUCUUUCAGGCUCUCAUUCGGCUUGGACUGGGGUGGGGUUCUGCGUUCUUUCGCUAUAAUGUGGAAGCGAAGACAUUCGAGAAAGGGCUGAACGAUGUGCGCGUCUCAGGCGUUAGUCUCCCGAUGCUAAACCAGGUCACAAACGAGCUGCUCCAAUGUGGAACAGAUAUGCAACGAAUACGGGUCUUUGUUCGCAGUACUUCGGCCAAAAAUGCGAAGCUCUCCGCCCUGUCCACUUUUGCUAGCACCACAGCUGUGAUUAUCUAUACCCUGGAACGACAGCUGGCAAGUCAGUCGACACACGCGGUAUCGAUACUCCAGAUCAAGUCUUUGUUCUCGCGAGGCGGCGAAUUGGUUAACGCUCUGGCGGGUAUGGUCGACGCAGCUGAAAAGGUUUCAUCAGACGCUCAGAUUAUGUCCGUUGUUAUGCAGGAGGCUGCAUAUCUAACGCAUAGGUUUGGUUGGAUAGAGAAUCUGAUGCGCGAAGUGGUCGUUCGUGUCACUGAACCUUGGCUCGGACAUCUGGAGGCCUGGGUCGGGCUUCGUCCAGAGACACCCGUAUUGAAUGAACUGUUGACGAGCGGUAAGGGCUUUGCAAUGUUGGAGCGACAGGAAGAAAACGGACGAGUCAAGGCAGGGCCUGCGAGCCAGCACUACAAGUACCAGUCUGAUGAGAUGCCAUCUUUUAUUCCCGACGACCAGGCCCUAUUGAUCUUCGAGAGCGGAAGAAGCUUGCGUUUUCUUAGACAAUCUCAUCCACAACAUCCCCUUUCGAACGAUAUGGUUCGCAAUACUGAACCACCCAGGCUUCGUUGUGCGGAUUCUUGGGCCGACAUCGAAAGGAUACAGACGAAGGCCCACGAGUAUGAAUCAUUACUUCGCGCGGAGAUACUCAAGUACAACCGCGGUGAGCGCGUCAACACAAACGUUGUUGACGGAGGCAAUGACCUUUCAAACUCUGGGGAGAACGAUUCUGGCACUCUUGAGGGCAUCUACGAUCUACUUGACAUGGAGGACCAACGCACAACCGGACUGCUGACUGGCCCUGACUCCCUGCAGAAAGAUAAACUUGGUCUGCUGAGCUCUGACGUCGGACAAUUCGAAGGCCUCGAUGGAAAGUUUGGUCCGGAGAUGACUUUCUCACUAUACCUUUCAUUCGCGCCGCUCCUUUCAUCACAGGCACUACUCAUCGACUUCUCAUGUCUCCAUAUGCUAUUCAAAGAACACGAAAUCAGAAACCACCUGACACUCCAAUGGAGGUACCAAUUACUCGGCGAUGGGUUUUUCGUGUCUCGCCUCUCUCAUGCUCUCUUCGACCCGGAGAUGGAAAGCGGCGAGCGGAAGUCUGGCGUGGUGCGUAGUGGCGUGCAUACCGGUCUUCGUCUGGGAAGCCGUGAUACAUGGCCUCCGGCAAGCUCAGAGCUGCGGUUGGUGCUUAUUGGACUUCUAACUGAAAGCUACAGCGCGGGGAGUGGCUCGGGCGAUAUGGACGAUGCCCAGCAUCACAGAGAAAAGGAACUCCCCGGUGGCUUGAGCUUCGCUGUUCGAGAGUUGACUGCUGAAGAAAUAACAAAGUGCAAGGAUCCCAAUGCCAUUCAAGCGUUAGACUUCCUCCGUCUCCAAUACAAACCACCAAGUGUUCUGGAGAUAAUAAUCACCCAACGAUCUCUCGACAAAUACGACCGCCUGUUCAAGCAUCUCCUCCGCCUCAUCCGCAUGGUCUCCGUCGUCAAAUCCAUCGUCCGCGACUCAACCGCAAGAAACUCCCUCUCAGGAGAUACGCACAACGUAUUUCAGAAAUUCCGCGUCCACGCGCAACACUUCGUGCUCGCCGUGAGCGACUACUGCUUCCACGUCGGUGUUGAAUCCACCUGGAAACGUUUCCAGGAUACCCUCUCCCGAAUCGAGUACUGUCUUGACCGUGGCGACAUCGAUAGCACUAUUGAUGCAGCACAUUCAGUCCCUAGACUCCGUGACUACCAUGAAGAUAUCCUCGACGAGAUCCUCUUUGCUUUGUUCCUUAGCAAGCGCCACGCGCAAGCGGCCAAGUUGCUUGAAAGCAUCUUCGGGACGAUUCUUGUGUUUGCUCCCAUUUCGAGGAUGGAUAGCGUGAAGGGUGUGCGGCAGGAAAGCGAAGCUACUGUUUCUCAUCUGUACAAGACUUUCAGGAAGCAGGCUUCUGCUUUUGUGAAUUACUUGCGCGGGUUGGAUGGGAGUACGGCAUCAAUGAAGUCCGUUGGGAAAGCCGGUGCAACGUUUGCUUCGCGAUCGGGGCCUACGAGUGUUUUCGAUCAUCUUCUUUCCCGUUUGGAUAUUAAUGGUUACUAUUGA
This is a messenger RNA of Aspergillus chevalieri, 2859 nucleotides long. RefSeq names its product tubulin gamma complex associated family protein. The transcript has 2 exons. Gene Ontology annotation, biological process: spindle assembly; microtubule nucleation; cytoplasmic microtubule organization. The coding region runs from base 1 to 2859 and encodes 952 amino acids. The record is from RefSeq and is a predicted model, not a curated record. Gene Ontology annotation, cellular component: centrosome; spindle pole; gamma-tubulin complex. NCBI's taxonomy places the organism in Eukaryota, Fungi, Ascomycota, Eurotiomycetes, Eurotiales, Aspergillaceae. Gene Ontology annotation, molecular function: gamma-tubulin binding; microtubule minus-end binding.